Paramecium octaurelia is the source of this 180-nucleotide messenger RNA. The record is from the annotation of a GenBank genome assembly. NCBI's taxonomy places the organism in Eukaryota, Ciliophora, Oligohymenophorea, Peniculida, Parameciidae.
AUGAACUAUAGAAUAAAAAAAGUUAGAAUAUAAUCUUUCAAAACUUAAAAAAAAGAGAAUAAGACUAAAGUGAUCGAAAUGAGGCUAAAACAUAUUGAUUAAAUUAUGGAUUUCAAAAGUACCGUUGAAAAACUUGGAAAAAAAUUAUAGUCAAACAAAAGCCCAAAUUCAUACAAUUGA